UUUAGUAGCUGGCAUCUUCGCCGCUAUGGCUCAAGCCUAUCUGCUGUUAGCCAUAAAAGGCAGCAGUGCUCGACUAUUAAUUCCUUUAUUAAUUUCACUUCGGUCCUACGCACUGAGGCCUGUCUCGCGAGUUGUGUUCGUCGUUAGUAGCCGUUGGUGCGGCCGCAUCCGUUCGGCUGUAGGGGGAGGGUCCCUUUUGUCAGCCAUCUGCGAAGCUGGCAGCUGAAGCUCCUGGCUGCGGGGCAAAACCUGACCCGGCAGGCACCCCCGACCAUGGCUGAGGGAGGCGGCCUCGUUUCGGUGGACUAUGAGGUGUUUGGGAAAGUGCAAGGGGUGUUUUUCCGCAAACAUACCCAGGCACAAGGAAAAAAGUUGGGUGUAGUUGGCUGGGUCCAGAAUACUAAUUAUGGCACUGUGCAAGGACAAAUCCAAGGCCCUCUUGUCAAAGUGCGACACCUUCAGGAAUGGCUUCAGAAAACAGGAAGUCCCAAGUCUCGCAUUGACAGAGCUGAAUUCCGCAAUGAAAAGAAAAUUGCUCAUUUAGAGCAUAGUGACUUUUGCAUAAUCAAAUAACAGCUUGAGGAAGAGAAAGCACUGGAUUUAUAAAGUCAACGAUGGACUCAUCUAGAAGAAAGCCAUUCAUUCAGUUUUCAUUCUCUAGUAAUUGGUCACAUGCAUAUUCCUUCCAUUGUAAUUAUUAUUUAUUUAUGAAGCAACUAUUAAAUGUUUUAAGAUAAAAGUUUCCUGGAUUGAGACUGUGAUGUCCUAAUAUUUUGAUUGUUAAUAAAGGCAUGGUUGCUGCAUCAUAACCAGAGCUAUGUGCAAAAAUGAGAUUAACAUAUUGAAAGGUUGCAAGUGAAAGAACUAGUUUGCACAUUUUUAAUUCCCACAGCAUAUAAAUUAGAGAAUUCCACUGGAAAUUUUUAUUAAAUGAAAGUUUGUUUUUAGGGUUUUUAAAAUUUCAUAAAUCGUAAAAUAAUUUGAUAUGAAGGGUAAAUAUACACAAAAAAGAAAAGGAAAUAUUUAUUUUUAAGGAGUAUAAACGACUAUUUUUCUUAUUGAGAGUUAUGCUGUAGUGUGCAAAAUAUAUAUUAAAAUAAUUUUUACUGUUCUAUA
This is a messenger RNA of Candoia aspera, 1116 nucleotides long. It is a transcript of the gene ACYP1, whose product is annotated as acylphosphatase 1. The record is from RefSeq and is a predicted model, not a curated record. The transcript has 3 exons. The coding region runs from base 274 to 573 and encodes 99 amino acids. NCBI's taxonomy places the organism in Eukaryota, Metazoa, Chordata, Lepidosauria, Squamata, Candoiidae. Gene Ontology annotation, molecular function: acylphosphatase activity.